Molecule: messenger RNA, 2087 nt
Organism: Brassica rapa (field mustard)
Lineage: Eukaryota; Viridiplantae; Streptophyta; Magnoliopsida; Brassicales; Brassicaceae
Product: syntaxin-71
Source: RefSeq, a predicted model, not a curated record
AAAUUACUAAAUAAAAUAAAUUAAUUAUAUAUCUUUUUAAUUUUAUAUGUUAUAUAUUUAUAUAUAUACAUAUAUAUUAGAAAUAUAUUCAUUAAAAAUAAAUAUAUUAUAUAUUAUAUACUAAUUUUAUAAUAAUUUAAAUAACAUACUCAUACUGCUCUAUCAAUCAUCCAAUUAAACAGUUUAGCAAAAGCAUACAGCUCCUGCAACAUACUGCUUGUAUAGCAUACUGUUACUGCUAAUGCUCUACCAAUCAAGGGCUUGGGCUAAAAACAUAGCAUAUUGAUAGAAACAAAGCUUCACUUGUUUGUUUUAUUAAUUUUUCUCAGCGAACCACAUCACCAUGGCCCUUCCAUGUUGUUUGCGACCUACUUCCCCCCAGAAAUGAAUUCGAUUGCAAAGUUAUUUACCAAUGCAUUGUUGAGGUAGCAUUAGCCCCAUGUUUGUCUAGCCAGUCGCCUUCUAUGUCUCUCCCAGCAGAUUUAAUAUAUUGUGAUUUGAAACACAUAACAUAGUAAGAAGCGUGAAAUUUAACCAAAGAGAAUCCAACGAUCAACUCUAGGAUGCGUCUCCAGUCUUUCGGAUAGCUAGUGCCCAGUAACUGUGUAAAAGGACAUGAGAAGGAUGAAGAGUUACAAGACCGAUGUGUGUUCGGUGGAUAUCCUUUUGGUGACUGUGCUUAUGGCAUAAAGGUUGAGUUAACAAUUGCGACAUGAAUGUGUAUUUAUGAAUAUACUUUGGGUGUACAUGUUCUUGGUGGAUAAACUAUUGGUGAAUAGUAUGAUAAAAUAUUGUCUAUGUUGACACAUAUAAAUAUUUAUAAAUGCAAAGAUAACUGAAGAAUAACUAAAGUAAAAAUUUAAGGAAAGGAAGAAAAUUUGAAAAAGUGAUGAAAACAAACACCAAGAGAGAUGGAAGUAAAAAUGGUUAGUGUAGUUGAAGAGGUUGGAAGACAAUAGAGUAAUGUUACAAGAGAUAAAGUGUGUAGCAUAGAUAAAGUGCCUUUAAAUGUAAUAAGUUCUGAAACCAAAAAAAGUUCCGAAAAGUGUCUUUAUGUGUAAAUGUUUCUUGAAUUCAGUAUAUAUUGAUAAGACCAUGUUUAUCCCAGGUCCUUAACUGGUUUCUUAAGGAAAAUAGGUGAUUUAAUUAAUUCAAAAGUAAUUAUAAUGUUAGUUACCGAUCCUUAACUGGGAGUUUUGGGAAUCGAUUUUAAUGGGGUGUUUGGUACACGUGUCGGCGAGGAAAUGCAACAAGAUUUUUUUUCUUCUUUUGUUUCAUUCUUUUCUUUUCACGCGUUUGGUGUUCCUCGUCUUCUCCGUUUCUAGACGAUCGAAAGUCAAAACCCACCAUGUCUGCUCUCGCUUCUCCGUAUGAGACGAUCGACGACUCUGUCGGUCAUCACGGCGUCUCCUCCGUGUUCUCCGUCAGACGAAACCCUAAACACGAUGUGUUCUGAUCUUUAUGUGUUCUGAUUAACUUUGUGUACACUUGGUGGCAAUCUAUUAAAUUGUUUAGGUAAAGGGCCUUACAACGGAAGAGCUUGCUGCUAGAAACGAUUUGGUACUUGCGCUUCCGGCUAGGAUUGAAGCUAUACCUGAUGGGACUGCGGGUGGUCCUAAAAGCACUAGUGCGUGGGCUCCUUCUACAAUAUGGGCGUUUUGAUGAUGAUUACUUUCAAGAAUCACAUGAGUCCAGCCAGUUCAGACAUGAGUUUGAGAUGCGGAAAAUUAAACAGGCAGGUUUAGAUGCUUUGAAGAACAUGGCAUCUGAUAUGAACGAGCUGGACCGUCAAGUUCCUCUGAGGGAUGAAAUCGACUCAAAGGUAGUCAAUAUGGCCAGUCAAUUCAGAGCGUAGUGGACUUGGGAGUGGAAGUGUUGUUUGAUCACGGACUGAAAUUUUGCAUGUUUGAUUGACAGAGGUGAGAUAGCGAGUCACGGACUUGGGAGUGGAAGUCUUGUAAUGUUUUGUAUUUUUAUGUGUCACGGACUAGAAAGUCUCGUGUGUCUCUUCGUAAUUUUAUGUGUAACAGAUUUGGUAAUAAAAUAUCAGCUUCCCUUAUAAAGGCUCGUGUGUCAUUCUUGAACCA